Plasmodium fragile is the source of this 510-nucleotide messenger RNA. RefSeq lists its product as uncharacterized. The record is from RefSeq and is a predicted model, not a curated record. NCBI's taxonomy places the organism in Eukaryota, Apicomplexa, Aconoidasida, Haemosporida, Plasmodiidae. The coding region runs from base 1 to 510 and encodes 169 amino acids. The transcript has a single exon.
AUGAAUUACCUUUUCGGCACCAGACGAAACUUUAAUAUAUCUAGAUUCAAAAAUACAUUCAUAAGUCAUACAUACAAAGGGAACAAUGUGAAGGAGCAGCAUUGUAAUAAAUUAUCCUUUAGCACAAAAAAUAAUACGCAUAAUAAUGAUAAUAACAGUAGCAACUCCUUAAAUUAUAAAUUUUCCAAAAAAGGACAAGACGAAAAAGAGUCAAAUUUUUUUUCAAAUCCAAAUUAUAAAGUAAUUAAUUCACAACCAAAAAGAAAUUUAAGCGUUUUCGGAUAUAACAGAGGAAAACUGUUUGUGAGCAUCAAGAAAGACUUCACCAGUUUUGUUGUUAAUUCGUUAAUCAUCUUUGUCUUCCUUUACUCCGUUUACACAUUAGCACCCAAUGAAACUGUCUCGCAAAGAAGAAAAAGAAUUAUCACAGAGAGAUUGAUGAAAGAAUAUGAUAUUUCUGCGAGUGAUCUUGAAAUGAUUGAGCAACUGGAUGAAGUAGCAGAAGAGUAA